AUGUGGUUCAAUGACGACUGGGAUCCGUGCGAUCAAACCGAUGACAUCGCUAUCAUUGAACUAGCAGAAGACGCCCGUACCCGAGGACGGACACCGAUUUGUCUGCCUGAUGCAGUCGUUCCAUUGGACAAACACUUGAGAGCAUUUGGUUCAGGUGGAAAAGGGGCAUUGUCGAAUAAACCACCUGAGGGCACCCUGUCGGAAGCCGAACUUCAUCUGUUCGCAGAACGUGCCUCAUUGAAAACUUUCCAGACUUUGUCGAAGGUACCACUUUUGUGCCGAGGUGACAGUGGUGGUCCAGUAUUCCAACUCAACUCGCGUGCCAGAUUCACCGUGGUCGGGGUCACAGCGGGUGGUCGAAGGGAUUGUGGAAAAAAGUCGCUGUUUUAUAUCAACAACUUCGCAGACGUACGGUAUGAUGUCGAAUGGAUCUGCAAACAAACAGGUCAGUAA
Cooperia oncophora is the source of this 453-nucleotide messenger RNA. The record is from the annotation of a GenBank genome assembly. NCBI's taxonomy places the organism in Eukaryota, Metazoa, Nematoda, Chromadorea, Rhabditida, Trichostrongylidae.